Dichomitus squalens LYAD-421 SS1 is the source of this 1580-nucleotide messenger RNA. RefSeq lists its product as uncharacterized. The record is from RefSeq and is a predicted model, not a curated record. Bases 388 to 1308 code for a protein of 306 amino acids. Gene Ontology annotation, molecular function: hydrolase activity, acting on ester bonds. NCBI's taxonomy places the organism in Eukaryota, Fungi, Basidiomycota, Agaricomycetes, Polyporales, Polyporaceae. The transcript has 6 exons.
GUUGAAAUACUCCACAUUGUGCAAUAUGCGUCCGUAACUAACGAUGUGCAGCAACGAACUCGGAGAUGAGUAGACAUGUAACUCUACCGAUCAUUGACGAGAAACAGAUCAGCUGUACGAUUACUAUGGUGCUGAGACCAGCGAGAGCUCAGAGAAAGUCGAUCAGAAAUUUCCAAGGAUUUUCUGCAUCAAUGCGGCGACGUAAAUCACGGUCGACUGGGGAUCUUCUCCUUGGCUCCGUCCCUAGGCGCUGGCGCCUUCCGUAGGGUACUAAAAGAUUUGCUUCGGCAGGAGUCACGUUCCUCGCCUUCCCUCUCAUCCCCUCCAUCGCUUCGAACGACAUUUGUCAGUAUUGUCGGCAGUUGGAAACACUUCCUGACUUCCAAGAUGCUGGUCUCCUUGCGGGCGAUCGCCGUGGGAGUCAUCGUUGUGCUGCGAUCUGCCAGCACGGCGAUUGCAUCACCUGCUCGCAAUGACAAUAUUGCAUAUUCUGCCAUUGUCGUUUUCGGAGACUCUUUCAGUGACGACGGGAACGGCGCUUGGGUGGUGUCGAACCAUACAUGGCCGGCGAAUCCAAACUACUUCGGUGGUCGCUUCUCUAACGGUCCGGUAUGGAUUGAGUACGUAGCUAGUAACUUGUCGGUGCCACUCCUCGACUUCGCGACUGGCGGAGCCACCACGUCAAACGCCCUCGUCCAGGGGUAUACUGGGCCCCAUUCAGUCAUCCCCGUCCGCUCCAUCGACGAGCAGGUCGUCAAAUUCCUCCAGGAAGGCGCCCCCUCCAACGUCUCUCUCGAGGCUCCGCUCUUCGUCCUCAUGGGCGGCGCGAACGACCCUCUCUUCAACUUGAGCAUUACUGCGAGCCAGUCGUUCCACGCGCUCAUCUCAAGCACGGCGCAGCUUGCGUCUAGGUACCCUUCUGCCCACUUCCUCUUCCUCAACUAUCCAGACCUGGCACGCAUCCCCAUGGACUUCUAUGUCGACGAGAAUACGAAGCAGGCGCUCCAUAAGUACAGCACCGAACUCGACGCUCUGUACAGAGAAUCGAUCCCCAAGAAUUUGGAGAGUGUCAGAUACGUCGACGUGCUGCCGCUAUUCGCCGAAUGGGACUACUAUGGCGCGCCAGAGAAGUUCGGAUUCACGCCCCUCGGGACGUAUGGAAGCUGCUUGACCGGCGUGUAUAGUGAGACGCCUGGUAUCACGCUGUGCGAGGAUGCGGACGAGGUGGUAUUUUGGGACGAAUAUCACCCGACUACGCACGCCCAUUCGUGGAUCGCGAAGUUGGUAUUGGCCGAACUGGAUCAUUGAAGGAGUAUCAUAUCACUGGCGUUACGCUGCAUGCUAGGAAAGCGGAAUAGGGUCUAUCUGUCUGGCUGCCUAUUGCUGUCGCGUAAACCGUUCGGGCAUUUGCUCCGAUCCACCUGUGGGCACCACAAGGGCACCCAACCUGUAGCGAUCCAGAGACUAUUUUCUGAUAUAGAAGGAUACCGCUCGCAAACCCUCUAACAUAUGCUCAUGACCGAUGUAAUGCCACAAUGAUACCACAAGAAAUAUACGAUACGUACACGUGUCCAUCAUUU